Boeremia exigua is the source of this 2656-nucleotide messenger RNA. Its product is annotated as SprT-like family-domain-containing protein. The transcript is spliced from 2 exons. Gene Ontology annotation, cellular component: nucleus. The record is from RefSeq and is a predicted model, not a curated record. Bases 170 to 2554 code for a protein of 794 amino acids. Lineage: Eukaryota; Fungi; Ascomycota; Dothideomycetes; Pleosporales; Didymellaceae.
AACAAAAACGCUUAUCUGUAUAUCUGGAUUCAUCGUUGCAACCGAUUAUCGUCGCACGUAUUGUACCUGUGACAAUUGAGAACAUCACGCAAAACCAUUUGCAUGGCUUUUAUCCUUUAAUUCGCAUCUCGAUAUCGUCAUCCUCUCAGCUCGUUUUGGUUUUGCACCUAUGGCUCGUCUGCGCAAAGCUAGCCCAUUGGAACCCAGGAUAUUGGUUCCAACCCCAAAAGAACUUCGCACAAGCCGAUCACGUCCUAGAAAGACGUUUCCCGAAAUCAGUGACAUCAUCUCGGCGGAUGAAGAUGAGGAAAAUGAUUCCCCUGAGCCAAAAUCAUCGAAGCGCGAUCAUCACUCAGACAAGCCGCAUGCAAGCCCCGCAAUGUUUACUUUGUCUUCCCGUAAACAGCGCAUUGCACGUCCUGUCAAAAGCAACGACUGCCUGGUGAAGAAGUUGAGCUUUGAGAGUCUCGCAAGUUCAGAAAAGCAACCUAGAUUGGAAAGGAGGGCACGACAUGAAAGAUGUGGGAGCGAUGCCAGCGAAUCCAGCAUUAAAAGGAGACGUGAUAUGAUGUUUAUGAGAAGUCUGGCAAGAAAUGUUGUGGGGAGAGAUUUGAAGAGAGCCAGCUCAAAAGUCAAUGUGGUGGAAGCUGAAGAGCUGCAAAAUCCCAGCCAUCCAAUGCAGGAGAAGAAUGCAGCAGCUGUGGAUCUUCUACUGGGGGAGUCUGACCUAGACGAGGAAACGAGCAUAAUAUGCGGGAAUGAGGCGGAUGUUGCUUUGGAAGUGGAGGAGCAACAUGAUGCGACCGAUGACCUCGAAAACCCACCUGGAGGACGCGAACAACAAAGCGACGAAGAAGACGAAGAAGACGAAGAAGACGAAGAAGACGAAGAAGACGAAGAAGACGAAGAAGACGAAGAAGACGAAGAAGACGAAGAAGACGAAGAAGACGAAGAAGACGAAGACGCUGUCAUCCAGCCGAACAGGCAGAGACAAAGACAUAUGCGACGGCAGAGAUGUAUUGAUUCAGAUUCCGAGUCUGAGUACGAAGAGGAAAUUGUUGCUGCGGAUAAAGAACAAGAGCGACAAGAGCCACUAACGAACGAGCCGGAAUCACAGGUGCCCAUGCGGCCGCCUCAUAAAAAAGGACAUAGCACUAUAACAAAUUGGGCGCAGGAAGUCCUGUACUCAACAGAGUCGUCUAACACGUCAGAGCCGUUGAUCCCGUCAAAGCCAGGACGUGCUCACUCGUCCUCGUUCGUGAGUUCGGGUUCAGUGACACCCUCAUUCAAUGAUGCUCAGCCAUUCUUGGUAUACUCCCCAACACCGACAAAGAAGCGCUCUCCACGCAAAGCACCUCCCAUGUUACGUCCAACAACUCCAACAUUCACGCCUGGCAGCCAUACAAAACUUGUCUCGCCCUCGAAGAAGAAACCGUUGAGUGCAGGGUCACCAGACCUGCGACCAAGUCUUGACGCGUUCUGGAAUCCUGAAGUAGUCAAUGAUUGGAACGACCGCCAUUCUCCUGUAAAGAGACUUGUGUCUCCAAGUAAGCAGCAGUGGCGCGAUGAUAUCUCCAAAAUGAUGGGUGGGAUGGACCUCGAACCAUGCAGUAGCAGUGACGAAGCGUACACAAAGCCUGUCUCGAGCCGUACCAAGGAGACUUCCCAGCCGCACUCUACAAAAGGGAUGGCUACCACCAUGCUGAAGCCUAGUAUCAAGGGGCUUCGAGCACAGAGAAAGGACUUUGACGAGCAAAAGGACGAGAUCGCAACCUCCUUUUUGGCUGAGCUGGACAAUACUAUCUGCUCAAGUACCAUCACCAAACUCUCUCAAACGACAGGCGGUAUCAAAGUGAUCUGGUCGAAGACGUUAAAAACAACAGCUGGCCGCGCAAACUGGCGACGUGAAGUCAUUCGCUUGAAGACUUCGUCCACGCCUCCAACGUAUACGGCUGAGAUACGGCAUCACUGCUCAAUUGAGCUGGCUUCGAAAGUGAUUGAUGAUUUGCCACGGCUUUACAACGUGCUCGCGCAUGAAUUCUGUCAUCUACUCACAUUUAUGGUCAGUGAGGUCCGCAAUAACCCACAUGGCGCCGAGUUCAAGGCUUGGGGCCGUAAGGUCAGCACCGCAUUCGCUGAGAAGGGUGUGGAAGUUACUACCAAGCACAGCUACACAAUUGACUACAAGUUUAUUUGGGAAUGCGUCAGCUGCGGAUACGAGUUCAAGAGACACAGCCGCAGUGUUGACACGAAGCGACACAGUUGUGGCAAGUGCAAGGGUACCCUUGUGCAGACCAAGCCCGCGCCGAGGACUGUCACAGUCAGCAAGAACGGUGAAUUAGCGAAAAAGAACGAGUAUCAGGCCUUUGUGAAAGAGAACUUUGGGAGGAUAAAGCAAGAAAUGGCAGGAAAUGGAGAUAAGACACCAAUAGGAAAGGUAAUGGAAGUUGUAGCGAGACAGUAUAGAGAGUCAAAGAACCAAAACCAGAUACAGCAUAACACGACCCAGGCUGUCCAAGGCCUUAACAAGGCAAUUCAGGAGCUUAGCCUAUAGAGUAUAGUCAAAGCAUAAUCUUAGAUAGAUAUCUCUACUAUUAGUAGAGAAUAAAAUAGACUCUGUUUUUACAAGACUCUAGUUAUAGGCAAUAGUACUUAC